Cylicocyclus nassatus is the source of this 267-nucleotide messenger RNA. The record is from the annotation of a GenBank genome assembly. Lineage: Eukaryota; Metazoa; Nematoda; Chromadorea; Rhabditida; Strongylidae.
AGAAUGUUCGAGAAAUUCCUUCUGCUACUUAUCGUUGUGAUCGCCCUCAUUUCUUUGGCAUCUGCAGAUUUUUCAUGCUUCUUCGGUGAUACCAUCUGCAAGAGCAUUACAUGCAGGGGCUGCACCGUCGCCACCUGCCUCAAUGGAGACUGUAUGUGCACACUAUGUAACUGAUGAUCUUCACAUGCCGCAUUACCAUUUGUAACAAAUACAUUUUUCUUGUUUAAUGAAUUUUUCUAAAUAUCCACAGCUAUGUGUCUCACACAA